This is a messenger RNA of Wickerhamiella sorbophila, 468 nucleotides long. RefSeq names its product 40S ribosomal protein S18-B. Gene Ontology annotation, biological process: translation. Gene Ontology annotation, molecular function: structural constituent of ribosome; RNA binding. The record is from RefSeq and is a predicted model, not a curated record. The transcript has a single exon. Bases 1 to 468 code for a protein of 155 amino acids. Gene Ontology annotation, cellular component: ribosome; cytosol; small ribosomal subunit. Lineage: Eukaryota; Fungi; Ascomycota; Dipodascomycetes; Dipodascales; Trichomonascaceae.
AUGUCCCUCGUGGUUACUGAGAAAGGCAAUUUCCAGCACAUUUUGCGUCUGCUGUCGACUAACGUCGAUGGUAACACCAAGAUCAUGUACGCCCUUACCACUAUCCGUGGUGUUGGUGCCCGUUACGCCAACUUGGUCUGCAAGAAGGCCGAUGUCGACAUGGCUAAGCGCGCUGGUGAGCUUACCGUUGAGGAGCUCGAGCGUAUUAUCACCAUCAUCCAGAACCCUGGCCAAUACAAGAUCCCUGGCUGGUUCCUGAACAGACAGCGUGAUUUCACCGAUGGUAAGGACUCUCACUUGCUCGUCAACCACCUUGAUACCAAGCUGCGUGACGAUAUUGAGCGUAUGAAGCGUAUGCGUCUGCACAAGGGUCUGCGUCACUACUGGGGCUACCGUGUCCGUGGCCAGCACACCAAGACCACCGGUCGUCGUGGUGGUGUUACUGGUAUUGUCCGCAAGCGCUCUUAA